AUGUCGAGUAUUACCUCACGAUCACUCAGCCCAUCUUCACCUCCCUUCAUCUUUCCCAAAUCAUCUCCCACUUUCACUUCUAACUCCAGCUCCAACUCGGACAAUACAUCGAGUGGAACUAUCUCUUCUACUUGCGUGGAGACCAGCUCAACCUCUUCGCACUCCGAUACGACCAAGGCGAAAGAUAACACUCAUACCACCAUCAAAGGAGAAAGUACAAUCUUUCCUUUUCCUUCUUCCAGAACUACUACAGCUAAAUCUUUUGGUGCUGGAUGGAAAUCUUCUUCCUCGACUUCACCUUUCAACUUGAUCCAAAUGCCUAACGUCCCCGGUGGCCAUCAUACUCAAAGAUUCCGUGCUCCUGUCUGCGACAAAGGUCCUUUCGAUACUCGAUCUAGAUCACCAAGUCUUCCGAUCUUACCAUCACAAUCUCACACGCCGACCAUCAAAAACUUCACUAGUGAAAUUGCAGUUGCAAGUGCAGCUGGUACUAAUCAACAUCCAUCUAUCCUUUACCCCAUCAAUACCAAAGACCUUUCAAACGAUUUCGAGCUUUAUACGCCAACCAGUCCCAACUCGGCAGGACAUCCAUUCUCACCGAUCAACGAUCAUAUCCACCAUGUCAGACAUCAUCCAUCCCUUUCCUCGAUCGAUAUCGAGCUUGACGAUCAUCCUCACACCCAUUAUCCUUACCGACACCAUGCUAGUCCAGAUGCAAAUGGCUGUUCAUUCUAUCCACCUAUGGGAAUCAGUCCGAUCAGUCAUCAUCAAUCUGUACCAAACCUUCCUUAUCACCAUCAUUAUCAAGGACAAGCACAAAGUCUAUUUCGAAAACCAAGUGUAAACGUGAGAUUUCAAGACGACGAUACUCCCACCCCACUAUCCAUGCAGGAUAUCAACGAAGCUGAAGCUGAAGGUGAGAUUGAAAUCAAAAGAGGUUUGAGAAGAAUGCCAGCUUUCAACUUUGGACAAAUGGGGGCGAGAAAUAAGUUGAUGAGUUCAAAGAGUAUGCCAGCGAUGCCUAUCCUAGGUGAAGGAAGGAACGUUUUCAUCCAUCGUGUCAAUAGUGAUCUUACCGAAGAUCAACUUCGAGUCUACGCAUCGGAGUUCGGUGAAGUAGUAUCGGUGAAAAUCCCUUCUCGAACUACAAGACCACACGCUUUUGUCAUGUUCAAACGACCUGAUCAAGCUCAAAGCUUCAUCGUGCAUCUCAAGAUGAAGAAUGUAGAAUGUGAAUUUGGCAAGGAGGAUUACCAAGUGCAAAACAAAGCCUUGGAAGAUCCUAAUUCAGCAAAUUUGUAUAUUGCUGGUCUGCCCACUGCCCUCAACUAUGAGGAACUCGCCGAGCUCCUCUCUCCCGCGAAGAUAUGCUCUUGGAAACCUCUUGUCGAUGAAGCAGGUAAUAGAAGAGGACCCAUCAUGGCCAGACUUCAAACCCGAGUUCAAGCCAAUGAUGUGAUAAAGAAGAUUAAUGGAAAAUACUAUCAAGGGAUGAGCGAAAGAAUUCAAGCUCGAAUCGCUGAUUCUGAUGAGCAAAAACAUUUCAAACGACACCAAAGUAUGAGCCGAGAUCGACCAAUCGUAGUUCCUCCAGUGCAGUUCAGACCCUAUGGCAAUGUUCCUCAAGAUGAGGGUGAUGAUCUCGAACUCCUUCGAACUCGAGAUUACCUCGCAUCUCAAUUGGAUGCUAUCAACGGUCAACUCGCCCGAACCCAAGUCAGACCUCGUAAUAUCGUCUUCCCCGACCCUGAAGUUCCAAUUGAGAAUGAUAUCGUCCGCCCCUCACCUGUUCCAAUUGGUCAGAUCCCACGAGGAUGGGGUCAUCGACAUACCUCUUCAAACUUUUCUAUCGAUUCUCUUGGUUCUUGGCCUGAUUGGACGAGUACCUGGACUCGAAACCCCCCUAAUCAAAAUAACAUUCUUGCUUUCGGAGGCAAUCUCGGUCAUCCUCAACCUCAUCCUCAACUUCGACAACAAUCUCUCAGUCUUACCAAUCAUCAUGACAACGAGGCAAAUUUCGCAGCGUUGAGUCCUUUACACCACGUCAAGUCUUCUCCUGAGCUGGGUGGUAGAUCAGAUAGCGCUAGUAAGCUCUUAUGGAAAAAGGAUGAGGUAUAG
Messenger RNA from Kwoniella mangroviensis CBS 8507, 2118 nucleotides. RefSeq lists its product as uncharacterized. Gene Ontology annotation, molecular function: mRNA binding. The record is from RefSeq and is a predicted model, not a curated record. Gene Ontology annotation, cellular component: ribonucleoprotein complex; cytoplasm; nucleus. The transcript is spliced from 10 exons. Lineage: Eukaryota; Fungi; Basidiomycota; Tremellomycetes; Tremellales; Cryptococcaceae. The coding region runs from base 1 to 2118 and encodes 705 amino acids.